Diaporthe citri is the source of this 378-nucleotide messenger RNA. RefSeq lists its product as uncharacterized. Lineage: Eukaryota; Fungi; Ascomycota; Sordariomycetes; Diaporthales; Diaporthaceae. Bases 1 to 378 code for a protein of 125 amino acids. The transcript has a single exon. The record is from RefSeq and is a predicted model, not a curated record.
AUGAUACUAUGUCACCUCUCCAUACGCAAUGUCACCACAAUCGUUUACGCCAUACUACUCCAAAUCACUCUCGCGUUGGCCUUGCCCACAGGCGAAGCGUCGCGGAUCGAGACGAGAGGCGGUGUCGAGACACUACACCUGCAAAUCAAGAGAGAACCCGAGCUGUCCGUCGAUAGCUCAUCAAUACCAAAGAUCGCUGGGGGUGCAUUCGGCAUCGUGGCACUGGGGCUCAUAUUCGGUCUUGGGUCGGCCUCGAUCGCCGUGUUCGGGUCCCUUGAGUGGCGGACACGACGGGACAAGAAGAAGCAGGAAAAGGGCCAGACUGACCCGGAGAAGAAGCUGGACGACAGCUCCAGCGAAAACACGACGAUUAGAUAA